AUGGUGGAGCCGCCGGCCGAGCCUCCCCCGCAGCCUUGCCCGGCGCCCGGGGGGGCGGCGGGGGGAGAGCCGGCCCGUCCCGGAGAGCAGUCGCCGCUGCUGCACCUGGAUCUGUACAACUUCGACUGCGCGGCGGCGGAGGGCAGCCGAUACGUGCUGACCAGCCCGCGGUCGCUGGAGGCCUGCGCCCGCUGCGCCGUGCGGCCCGUGGAGCUGCUGCCGCGGGCGCUGGGGGACCUGCUGCGAGAGGCGCCCGGGCGCUCCAUGCGGGUGGCCGCCGGCCUCUACGAGGCCUACGAACGGGAGCGCCGCCGCAAGCUGCAGCAGUGCCGGGAGGAGCGGGAGAGGAUUAUCCGGGAGGAGAAGAGGCGGAUCCUCGCGCCCCUCGGAAGCCUGCCGCCCUCGCCCGCCGCCCGCGUCGCCUCCCGCGCUGCCGCCGCCGCUGCUGCUGCCGGCGGGCCUCGGACCCAUGGCGGGGGGAAGGCCAGGGCGUCGAGGGGUGCCAAGGGCAAGAGCCACUCCCUGGACUCGCUGCAGAAGCGCCGUGAGGGCAGCUGGGGCAAGACCUCUUCGGAGUCGGGGGCCUCGUCCUCCUACAGCGGGGAGAGCUUGCGGGAACGGGGAGGCAAGGUGGGCGGCCGGGGCCGGGGGGCAGCCACUGCCAACGGGUCCUUUCUGGGGCGCAGCUUCAGCCUGGGUGACCUCAGCCACUCACCACAGACUGCCCAGAGGGUCGAGAGGAUCGUCAGGGAGGUGAAGAGGAAGAAGGGCCUCUCGGAGGUGCCUGAGAGGGACAAGAAGAUUGCGGCACUGAUGAUUGCCAAGCACCAGGAGGCCAACAUCCUGCGGGAGCAGCGGCAGGCAGCCCAUCUUCAGUGGGACAGCCAGCGGCGCCUGGCUGAGCAACGUAAGGAGCAGGAGGAGAAGGAGAAGCAGAGGGCCCUCCUGCAGGGUCAGCGGAUGUGGGAGAGCCAGGUGGAGAAGCGUCGUGGGAGGUUGAACCAGGAGCAGGAGGAAGCUGCCCUUCUGAAGCAGAGGCAGCGCCUCAUGUGUGAGGAGAGGUGGCGGGAGCAAGCAGAGAAGCAGGAGCGGCUGCGGAGGGAGAGGCUGGAGAGGGCCAUCCAGGAGGACAAGCAGAAGAAGCUCCAUCAAGAGCUCAACCUAAAGGCAAAGGAGGAGGUCAAGAAGGAACACCAGGAGCGAGAGGAGCAGCUCCUGCAAGAGAAGCUGUCCACAGCUGCACAGAAGAGGCUGAAGAAGGAGGUGCAGCUGCAGAAGGAGAAGAGACUGUUCAACCAAGCAGAGAAGCUGAAGCAUGAGGCCUUGCUCAAGGAAUUAGCCAAGCAAGAGGCAGAAGAGAAGGAAAUGCUGAAGGCCUCCCUGAAAAUGAGUUUGACGAAGGCUCAGGAGAACUAUGAGCAGCUAGUGGAGAAGAGAAACCAGGAGCUGAGGGAGAAGGCCAGGCGUGAGGACAUGCAGAUCCAGAGAGCUAAGCUGGCAGCAGAGAAGAAGGAAAGAGAGCAGAAGGAGCACUUGGAGGCACUGGCUAGAGAGACAGAGAGAAAGCUCCAGCAUGCUGCCCAGGUGGCCGAAGAGGCCGUUCAAGAAAAAGCCCGCAAGGUAGUCUUGAGUCGUCUGGAGAAGGAAAAAGUACAGAAGAUGAACAAGCAAAAGGUGGAACAGUAUGAAGACUUACGACGCAAGGAAAUCCUCCUCUCUAUAGAGAGGAAGCUGGAGCGAAGUGAGCAGAUCUUCAAGGAGAAGAAGACUGUCUUAGAAAAUGCCAGAUCCGUCGCUCGGGCAUCCUUCCACGUCCGGGAAAAAGUACGGGAGGAAACAAACAUGCGCACCUUUGACAAGAUGGCCUUUGAAGCAGAACUGCAUGCUCACCUUAACAAGAAAUGAAAGAUCUUGUCAUGGAUGAGUGGGGGUACACCACUGGUUGUCCAUCGUAAUACAUCAGAAAGCUCCUCCACAUGAACAUUGGAAAAACAACAACAAUCAACAUCCACCCUAAUUUCUUAUUCUGGGGGAGCAGGGUACCGCACAAAAUUGUGGCAGCUAUUUCACAUACAGUUUUAAGUACAUUUUUUGUUCUGGGUGUGUUUUAAGGACUGACCUCAGUCAUCUUUCCAGAGGGGAAGCAAGUUUUUGUGUCCUUCCACCCCACAAGCACACACAAUUUUUCAGAAAGGGCUGCAGAAGAAGUCUGCUUGAAGCCUGUGAGUACUGAUGGGUUGUUUACACCGGAAAUGAGUACGGCUGCACUCUUUUCAGUUUGCAAUGCAGACAACAGAGGCAAUUAACUAUUAGAGCCUACCAAGUAAGAACCAAAACCAUCUAAGCUGAUUCUGCCUUGAGUGACAGGUAGUUUGGUUUAAGUUAUGGGACUGCACUUUCAAAGCUGGUACACUUCCAUGCUGAAGAUGAGGAAAGCUGGAGUACAGAAUUCCAUAUGCCCUGGGUGCCCCGUGCCCACUGCUGGUACCAAGUUAGAGAAAGCACAGAUCAAGGCCAUGUAAGUAGACAUUAUGAUCAGAGCUGGGCAGAAGCUGUUAGUGCUCACAAACACAGUUUCGCUUUUGCUGUUUGUAGUUGUUGCCCCUCCUAAGUAUCCCCACCUUUCCUUCUCCUUUUCAAGUUUCUCUUGCGAACAUCUGUAGAAUUCCUUCUUUUCUUUUGGAAGAGGGGGAGAAGGAGAGAAAAUUGUGGGCAAGUCACAAACUGAUGGGCACCCACAUAGCACACUUGUUCAUUGUGAUAUAAAAAUGAGUGAACCUGUGAAAUCUGGACUUAGGGGGAAAUAUGGGGAUCAAUUGUAAAUGGAAAUCUGUGAUUGCAUAGACUGCAUAGAGAAAUGAACCUUGGGAAUUCUUAAAAUUCAAGGAGACUCUCAGCCCCUUAGCCAGUUGGACCCACCUUGAGCAAGGUGUUGGACCAAAUGUCCUCCAGAGUUCCUUUCCAACUUAAUUGUUCUAUGAGCUGCAUACAAUGAGACAUUCACCCAGCUCUUAUCAUCGUCUACUGAACAGAGGAGCAUUUCUCUGUCUACUGGUGCUAACAGUUGUUUUCUCAUAUAGGGCACAAGAAAGAGUAGAUGCAGAAAAUGAGGUACAUUACAGAUUCUUUUAGAUGACGAUCAUGUCUUUUUUAUAAUUCUUAACUCAAUACUGUUUAGAGGAACCGAGUCCUGCCAUUAAAUGCACUGGAAAUGUGAAAAGCCUACCUAUACCCCGUGCACAGUGUUCAAGUAAGACAGUGUUCUGCUGCAGGUUUCCACAUUUACUCUCUGUUAGGUUGGAGUUACAAGCACAAAUUCAAAGCAGGCACUUUCUGCUGGUUUUUUUUCUGGCUGCUGACAGCAUCAGCUCUCUGUUCCACCAUCCAUGACGCUGUGCUGGGUUGCUCUGGUGAUGGCAGCCAGACCUGGAGCAUGGAAGAGAAGCAGCAAGAACAGACAGGAUCUUGUUUCCUUGUGGAUGUCUCUUACAUACCACACAGUAGAAGAGAAAACCAGGAGAAGGUUGACAUGUGGAACAGGCACGCAGUCCCGCAUGCAUAGAUUGCUUACCAGAAUUUCCCAGAAGAUGACGGCAGGUCAAAACCCUCUUAGAAGGCUUUAAGGAAGGUGUUAAAUGAACAGUAACAACAACAAUAGACCAAGCACACCCUGGUGCCCUGCAAGGCUGGAGACAUUAUACCAACAGUGUUGAAAAUGGAGCAAGUAGGGAUUUAUUUUUUUUUUAUUUUAAUGGAACUUGCUCUUCUUUGAAUCAUGGUACAAUUGGAGGUGUAAAGGGCAGGCAGCAUGAAAGUAGGAAUUAGGGCACCUGAGUGAUGUUUGCUAUGUCAGCCAUUGGCUCACUGUGUAACACCAGGCAAGUCCUCAGGGGCUGGGCUUGCUCCUAUUGAUAUAAAUGGAAGCAGAGCUGGGCUCUUGGGGUUGCUGGGACUUACAGGAAAUAGUAACACUUGGCUUGGCAAAGCACUUCAAAGACUUGGGAUGAAUGAUGCUAACAAAGCACAAAGAUUUAUUAUUUAUUUAUUUAUUUAUUUUUUUGAGUGGUUACUAAAGUAAAACAUCCCUUGGUGAAAAGCACUAAUUAACACCAAAAUCUGGUUGCUGUGGAAAGGACAGCUGCAUUACUGUUCCCAGCAAGCAGUCUGUCCCCUGACCCUCAUCCUCAAAGCAGCAGUUUGAACAGUGAAACAAAUUCUGCUGUGACACUGGACAAGAUCCUUGAACAAAAACAGUCUUCUCCACGUGUUGUCCAUAUUGCAGUGAUCUUUGUGUUCCCUUGUAGCUGCAAAGACCUAGAAAAGAGGUGGCCAGUGGCCUAAAUCUAGCCAGCACUAAAUUUCCCUUGCUCCCUGGCAGCACUAGAGUUGGGAUAAAACCUGCAGUGACUCCAGCACAGCCCGUGUUUCAUCUGGUUAGAAGCCUUUGGGGAUGCAAAAAAAGCCUGCCAGCACAGAUAUGAGAGCCCUUGCUUUUGUGUGUCAUUACACAGUGCUUGAAAUUCACUGCUUGGUCCAUUUAGAAGGAAAAUAGGGAAAGCUGGGAAACAGUGGAAAGAAGGCAAAAUGUGGUGGGCAAAUGAGCAGACAGCCUCUAAUUGGAACAGCAUUUUUUCCAUAAAGGUCUACUGCAAUCUACCUGAAGACUUUGUCCAAAUCUCCCUCUGACAGGGCAUUUCCAGUGCAGACUGAGAACAUUCUGUAUCCUAGGAGACAUGUCUUGGCCACUGACUGUAAUUACACCUAGGGUCCAUCUGCUGCUGCUGACUGAGUUUGACACCUUGGGGCUACAGCCGAACUAAUCAAAACAAACCUACAUGAUGGUAAUUGGAUUGGCAAACUACUGUUCCUAUAUUGUGCAGUGUACAGUUUGAGUUUUGAAUGUGCAGUCUAAGAAAAAAUAUUUUUUUUCAAAAGACAUUAA
Neopelma chrysocephalum (saffron-crested tyrant-manakin) is the source of this 4942-nucleotide messenger RNA. It is a transcript of the gene CCDC177, whose product is annotated as coiled-coil domain containing 177. NCBI's taxonomy places the organism in Eukaryota, Metazoa, Chordata, Aves, Passeriformes, Pipridae. The record is from RefSeq and is a predicted model, not a curated record.